CUAUUUGGGAACGUAGAAACAUCUGAUUGUAGUCACCAUGGCCAGAACAGCAGUUUUAGCGUUUGUCUUCCUUUCCUUGAUAGCUAUCGCUUUCUGUGUAACAGAAGCACCCGCGGCAGAGCCAACAGUCGCCCCAGCAGCAGGAACCGAUGCUCCAGCUCCUGCAGCAGGAACUGAUGCCCCAGCCGCUGGAACAUCAGCACCUGAACCCGAACCAUCCGCCAAAUCCGCCGCUCCCGAACCACCAGCAACUGAAGCACCCGAGCCCGACAGCAAUGCUGGAGGCCGCGUAACUGCCAGUCUAGCUUUCAUCGCCUCUUCGAUGUUUAUGGUAAUCAUGGCAUAAGAAAUACAGGGAAAGAAACACAAAAAUAAAUUCCAUCCACCCUCGUGCUGAGUCACUAUCAACUUACCCAGUAUCUGACACCAAUGUCGUCAUGACAACAUGAAGAUGGCAUGCCGGCUGUCUGAAGAUAAACGAUGACAAACGAAAUCCACCCGUCACGUGACCUUGAAGCGCGUUGUAGGCACGAAGUUGUUGUUGAGGCUAGGGUUGUAUGCCUGCCAUCGCGAUUCAGUUUGAACAUUCGGAAGUCACGUGUCGCCUCAACAACAAUUUUGUACCUUAUCAUCCAAGAAAAGAAACGAUUGAAUUGUGGAGGAACAAUCUCCUUAAAAAAAUUGUAGUGUCACCUUGUUGUAUACUAAACGUGAAUAACAAAAACGUCCAAAUGAUGCGCAUGAGUGGAAAUUACCAUGGUAACCAUGAUUAGCUGAGUGGACGUUUUAUAGCACAAGCUACAGUGCCUCUAUCUUUACGUUGUUGCUAUGGUAAUCCUGAGGAAAAUAAUCUAUCUUGGGUGUCAUUGUGUUACGAAAUGAGCAUUACAUGCCCUUUCAAGAUAACUGUAGAGUUCCAGCCAGCAUGGGAUGUUUGAACAUUCCAUGAGGCCGCUGCAGAUGUGUGAAAAUACGUGAUUAAGAUGUGAGGCGACUUGUACGAGUAGACAUUGUAAUAAAACCACAUUUUAUCUUGA
Saccoglossus kowalevskii is the source of this 1037-nucleotide messenger RNA. RefSeq lists its product as uncharacterized. The record is from RefSeq and is marked validated. Lineage: Eukaryota; Metazoa; Hemichordata; Enteropneusta; Harrimaniidae.